Molecule: messenger RNA, 2773 nt
Organism: Trematosphaeria pertusa
Lineage: Eukaryota; Fungi; Ascomycota; Dothideomycetes; Pleosporales; Trematosphaeriaceae
Exons: 1
Coding region: 410-2773 (787 amino acids)
Source: RefSeq, a predicted model, not a curated record
CCUUCGCAACCAACGCAUAUGCGAGGCUUGCGGGUCCCUUGGCAGAGGGCCAAUUGAGCUUCACUUCUAUGCUACCUUCCUGCAAGCUCCGACUAUGAUAGCCGCACCCCGAGAGGAAACGUUACUCCACGCCUGCAUCAGCUUGUUCUACUUUGACAGUGUUGGACGAGCAAGCUAUACGGGAAUCGUGAGACCGCAAGGGUGAGCCGUCUAUAUAUCUAUCUCUCGAGCAGGUCGAGUUUGCCUCAGCUCCAUCCCACCUUUGCCCCAUACCGUCCCCAUCCUCUGUCUUGCUCGCUCCUUUCUGCCUUACCUACACUCGUCCUCCAUGUACUCUAUGUAGCCUUAGUAAAUCUUCAUAUAUAUCUUCACACCGUCCCUCACUUCAAGGCACACUCCAUCGGCCACAAUGGCUGCCCGCGUCCAGUCCCAACACCAGCCCCCUUUCCCAGGCCCACUGCCAGUCCCGCAGCAGAAUGUCGGCCAACUUCGCCAUGGCCAACAGUCGAAUCAGAACAACUUGAGACAGCAAGGCCUUCCUGGAGCUCGUGUAUCACACAAUUCUGCUGCCUUCGAUUCGCUGCCGGACCCACAGAUGGCCAUGUUCACCCUCCAGAAACCCCGAAACCAGGACACUUGGGAGCAUGCAGUCCCGCAACAGCAACACAUUACUUUACGGGAACUCGAGGAAGACGUGAUCAAGUUCCGCAGAGGGGAGUCUAGCGUCAAGCGUGAACUCAUGGACAUAAAGUCUGACACUGCUCGCCGCAUCGUCAACGAGCUCGUUGAAGAUCAGAACGGAUUCCUCUGGCAAUACAAUCCCAAUCUUCAGUGGACCAUCGCCUUCCUGCAAAGCGAAAAGGAGGUCGUGAGGUCGUGGCCGGACAAGGGGAAGAAGAGGCUCAAGCGUGUUAACAUCAUCCUGAAGACUGAGCCUCGACCAAUGGCAGAUAUACCCUUCAGUCUUUUCGAUCCCCAGGAUGCUCCGCGUGCCAUGAGGCCCAAUACUAUGCCUCAGGAUCAGCAUCGACCUCAAGGCGGAAACCAAGGCCAAGGAGGCGCACCAAGGAAUAAUCAGCCACAAGGCGGGAACAUGGGACACCAACAGUUCGAUCAACAGCCACAGCAACCCCGUCCUCAACAACACGGUAAUCAACACGGCCAAGGGCCUGCGCAAGGCCAGCAUCCUCCCCCUCCAGGUGGCCCGGGCGGUCCAGGCGGCCCAGGUGGCCCAGGUGGAGGUCCGCCUCGCGGUCCACAAGCCGGGGGUGGAGGUCAACCUCACCCUCCACAAGGUGGCCCACAGGGCAUGGUAAUACCGCCCCCACCACCACCGCCGAAUCAGGCCCCAAUCCACCAGGUCCCCGUCCCGCAGGUUCAGCAGUUGCCCAACCCCAACCAACAAGGGAGACCCAUGAAUAUUCCAGGAGCCUUCCCAGAGGCAGGGCCAUUUCCCAUGAUGCAACCCGGUAUGCAACCAAUCGAGGUUCUCAACCCACACAUACUGAGGAAGCAGAAGUCAACGUCCAAGAUGCGGCCUGAAUACUCCGACAGCGACUCUUCCUCCGACUCCGGCAGCUCAAGCGGCUCGCUCAGCGCGAGGUCCAUCGAAGACGGAUCCUGGGGCUCCAUUGAGCGCUCGCGCAGUCGAGGUCGGAAACACGACCAUGACCGAUCACGCAGCCGACACAAGAGCCGCAGCCGUAGCCGCAACAGGGUCUCAAAGCCCUACAAGGAAAAGAGAUCUCACGGCCGAAGCAGCCGAUCUGACAUCGAGCGCCCUCCAAUUGGCAAAUACAGUUCCUCCCCUAAGGCCGGCUCGCCUCGCUCCUCAGUCGGUGCUCUCCCUCCAGGUAGCAUCCACAUCCACAACCAUAUCGACAACGACCGCGAGCGUAGAGCAGAAAUUGAUCGAUCCCGCGACGGCGGUGACCGCAGACGCUUCAGUCACUCUAUCUCGCCCACCGGCUUGCCCCACAAAGACGUGCACCGCAAACUGGAAAAGUACGCCGCGCAGCCUAUGUCCCGCAACUCCUCCCUUGGCGGUAGCGAAACCAGCUCGUCUUUCGUCGAUGGCGGGUCUUCCACCUACUCCACCGCUGAUGACUCCGUGUUCUCGGAACCUCUCCGCCCUACGCGCGACCGCAUCGUGCACAGCCGCACGCAUUCAGAAGCCGGCGGCCUCGCGCAAGCACCCCUCCGCUCGCGCGCCAUCCCCCGCCCUCAACCACACGUCGAUGACGGCUUCGUCCAAACCCCCUUCAUAAACCCAGACUACGACCAGCGCCGAGCCAAAGCGCGCUACCAACCCAACGACUACCCACCCCAGCAGCGCGCCGCGGCCGGUUACUACGACGAUCACAUCGCGCCGCCCCCUCAACCCACCUACCCCCAGUCCCGGCCCCCUCUAUCCUCCCACCGCCGCCACUCCACGCAGACCCCCAACCCCUUCGACACCACGCGCUAUCCACCACAUCCACAGCGCAGCAUGUCCUACGCCCACCACCAGGAGCCUGGGUAUAACGACUACCCGCCUCAGCAACGGUAUCUCGCCGAGAAAGAGGACGUAGGGCUGGAAGACCUGCGCGAUAUCGCCGAUGCGCUGGAUUACAUCAAGCAGACCAGGCGGCAGCCCAUAGGACGACACAUGAGCAGAAGGGACUCGGGCAUGGCGGUGGACACGGACGAGUGGGCGCCGGGGUAUGAACGCCCUGCAUAUCCGGCCGCGAACGGGUAUCGUUACGUAGGGCGUCGAGGCGUCGGAGGAGGGUAG